AGCCUUAGCCUGGCGCGCGACCCGCUCCGCUUUGCUCGCUCCCUCCGCUAGCGCAGCUGUACGGCCAGGCCCGGAUCUGCCAUGGCGUCCCCAGCAGCGGGCGGGGUGGUGAUCGUAGGCAGCGGACUCAUUGGUCGGAGCUGGGCUAUGCUGUUUGCCAGUGGAGGCCUCAAGGUGAAACUCUAUGACAUUGAGCAACAGCAGAUAACAAAGGCCCUGGAAAACAUCAGGAAGGAGAUCAAAUCCCUGGAGCAGUCUGGUUCUCUCAAAGGCUCCUUGAGCGCAGAGCAGCAGCUGUCCCUCAUCAGUGGCUGCGGCAACCUAGCUGAAGCAGUAGAGGGCGCCAUGCACAUUCAGGAGUGUGUUCCAGAGGACCUAGAACUGAAGAAGAAGAUUUUCGCCCAGCUGGACCGCAUCGCAGAUGACCGGGUCAUCCUAAGUAGCUCCAGCUCUUGUCUGCUGCCUUCCAAGCUGUUCACGGGCUUGGUACAUGUGAAGCAGUGCAUCGUGGCGCAUCCUGUCAAUCCGCCAUAUUAUGUCCCACUGGUUGAGCUAGUCCCUCACCCAGAGACAGCUCCAGCCACAAUGGACAGAACCUAUGCCUUGAUGAAGAAGAUUGGACAGUCCCCAGUGAGAGUCCUGAAGGAGAUCGACGGCUUUGUCCUGAACCGCCUGCAGUACGCCAUCAUCAGUGAGGCCUGGAGACUGGUGGAGGAAGGAAUAGUAUCUCCUAACGACCUGGACCUGGUCAUGUCAGAUGGCCUGGGCAUGCGGUACGCAUUCAUUGGACCCUUGGAGACCAUGCACCUCAAUGCUGAAGGUAUGGUAAGCUACUGUGACAGAUACAGUGAAGGAAUGAAGCGUGUCCUCAAAACUUUUGGGCCUGUUCCAGAGUUCUCAGGGGCCACAGUGGAGAAAGUUAACCAGGACAUGUGCAUGAAGGUUCCUGAUGAUCCAGAGCACUUGGCUGCCAGGAGGCAGUGGAGGGACGACUGUCUUAUGAAACUCUCCAUACUAAAGCACCAGAUGCAGCCCCAGUGAAUUUCCUGUAAUGCCACCUUCCCUCCUUCCUGGGCAGCUCUGUUAGGGAGAUGAGAAGCUCUUGAUCCAAUCCCUGCACAUCAUCAACAAGCCCAGGAAGCUGGCCUGAAGCCUAGGUCUGCUCCCCUGUGUGUUUCCCUGUGGGCAGCUAUAGAGGCCAAGUGUCUUCUGGUCACUCCUGCCUAACCCUGCAUUGGGAUAUGGAAGCACUGCUUGUGUUCUGAGGCAUGGGCUCCCUGCCACCUCGGCAAACAGGCUGAAGAUUCUCACCUUUUCUUUCCAGUGUGAUUACGUGUGCAUUUCCAGGUGAUGAUUUGCAGUUUUCUGUUACCUUGAUCUACUUCAAAUGUAUUUUUUAUAAUCAUUUUCUAAUCCCACUCUGAGUGUCCUGUAACCCUGCAUAAUAAAGCAAUCACUUUCAGUUU
Molecule: messenger RNA, 1466 nt
Organism: Arvicanthis niloticus (Nile rat)
Lineage: Eukaryota; Metazoa; Chordata; Mammalia; Rodentia; Muridae
Gene: Cryl1
Product: crystallin lambda 1
Biological process (GO): fatty acid metabolic process
Molecular function (GO): NAD+ binding; L-gulonate 3-dehydrogenase activity
Source: RefSeq, a predicted model, not a curated record